Messenger RNA from Brassica rapa (field mustard), 1608 nucleotides. Its product is annotated as protein TRAUCO. Gene Ontology annotation, cellular component: Set1C/COMPASS complex. The record is from RefSeq and is a predicted model, not a curated record. Lineage: Eukaryota; Viridiplantae; Streptophyta; Magnoliopsida; Brassicales; Brassicaceae. Gene Ontology annotation, molecular function: transcription cis-regulatory region binding; protein binding.
CCUCUCUUCCUUCUUCCUAAAACAACAGUCCCACGAAAAAAAUCUCUUCUCCAUCAGAAGAAACUUCCAAAAAGUUCCAAUGGAUCCUCCUCACUCAACUCCCAUAAUCGAAGAACCACAAGUUCCAAUCUCGCUUCCCGAAGAACCCAUCGAUCCAGCACCAAACAACCCCGAUUCGGAGAAACCGGAUCCCGAUCAACCCGGAUCCGACUUAAAACUCGAAUCCGACUCAGACGCUCCCACCGCUUCCUCCUCCGACAACCCUAAAUCAGAAUCCGCACCCGUCCAAAACGACGCCGUAAUAGAAGAAGAAGACGAAGUAGACGAAGAAGAGGAAGACGAACAUCCGAUUAAGAAACAGAAACCUCUCGAUUCUCUCAAUCCCCUCGCCGUGAAGAACGAGGAGGAGCCGGAGCCUCCAUCAGCGACUCCGAUCGUAACCGCCGCAACAACCAAAAAAUCAAAAUCCAAGAAGAAGAACAACAACGUAUGGGUUACAAAGAGCACACGCAAAGGCAAAAAGAAGAGCAAAGCCACCACCACGCCGAGCUCAGCCGCCGUGGACGACAAGGUCCUCAUCACGCCGGUCCCGAGGUUCCCCGAUAAGGGAGACGACACGCCCGACUCCGUGAUCCGCCUCUCGAAGGUCUACAAGGCGGAGAAAGUCGAGGUGAGCGAGGACAGGCUCACCGCGGGGAGCAGCAAAGGGUACAGGAUGGUGAGGGCCACGAGGGGAGUCGUGGAGGGAGCUUGGUACUUUGAGAUUAGGGUUGUGAGUUUGGGGGAGACGGGGCAUACGAGGCUUGGGUGGUCGAGUGAGAAGGGGGACUUGCAGGCGCCUGUGGGGUAUGAUGGGAAUAGUUUUGGGUUUAGGGAUGUUGAUGGGUGUAAGAUACAUAAGGCUGUGAGGGGGGAGUAUGCUGAGGGAGGGUAUAAGGAAGGGGAUGUUAUUGGGUUUUAUAUUAACUUGCCUGAUGGGGAAGCUUUUGCUCCUAAGCCGCCUCGGUAUGUGUGGUAUAAAGGGCAGAGGUAUGUGUGUGCGCCUGAUACUAAAGAGGAGCCUCCUAAAGUUGUGCCAGGUAGUGAAAUAUCGUUCUUCAAAAAUGGUGUAUGUCAGGGAGUUGCUUUCAAAGAUCUUUUUGGCGGUCGUUACUACCCUGCUGCUUCAAUGUACACUCUCCCCGACCAGCCAAACUGUGUUGUGAAGUUCAAUUUUGGCCCAGAUUUCGAGUUUUACCCUGAGGAUUUUGGUGAGCGUGCAACACCGAGGCCCAUGUGGGAGGUUCCGUAUCAUGGAUUCAAUGGUAAACCUGAAAACGAUGGUUCUGAUGAUAUGAAGAGUUAGGUAGACCAAGCAGGCGUAAUCUUAACAUUUUUAACAUAGUUUUUUUUUUAAAUCUAGUCAUUGGUUCAGAUACGAUUGUAUGAGUAGCAAAUGAUACGCUGGAAACUAGCAUUUUUCUUACUUUCAGAACUUUAUGUUCUUUCUGGAUUAGCCAUAUUCGUCAAAAGUUAUUGGUUGUUCAUUUGUAUGUUUUCUUACCCUUCAUAUGUAACAUUUACGACAAAUUAUAUUUGCCUUUUCUUCAAAGGUUGAAACUUGACAUA